Molecule: messenger RNA, 2914 nt
Organism: Alosa sapidissima (American shad)
Lineage: Eukaryota; Metazoa; Chordata; Actinopteri; Clupeiformes; Clupeidae
Gene: pabpc1b
Product: poly A binding protein, cytoplasmic 1 b
Exons: 15
Coding region: 600-2498 (632 amino acids)
Cellular component (GO): ribonucleoprotein complex
Molecular function (GO): RNA binding
Source: RefSeq, a predicted model, not a curated record
UUUCCCUCCCCAAACCCCGGCUGUUAGUGCUGUGUGAGUGCGUGUGUGCUCCUGAGCUUGCCUCGGCACACAUUAUAUAAAAAAUCUAAAAAACAAAAAAAAAACUUAAAAACCUUAAAAACUCCAAAAAAUCAUUUUUCUUUUUAUAAUAAAAUCGGUGAAGCAGGAGUCGCUUAUCGUGGUCUGGACGGUACGAUACGGGGAGAAGCAACGUUAACGAAAUUUUUAAACCGACGUAUGUUGCUAGCUAGCUAGUAAGCUAAUCAUUGGCUAACGUUACCAGCGAAUUCGAAAGGCCUUGCUGCUGGCAUUCAUUUACGAUACGUUUAUCCGGUCCUAUCAGCAAGCUAUUUAAGUACGCCGAACAGGUUGUAUCUUGACAGUGAUAGUAUUUUAAUAUUGAUCUAUUUUAGUGUCAUUGCAUUUUACCUUUUAGCAGUUUUGAAGUUGCUAGCAGCGUUAGCAGAAAGGCGUAUUGAGCUGACGCGCUAACGGCAAGAAGAUCCCUCAAACCACGAGUGGUAUCUUACGCAGAACGAACUGAAGAUUUGACGACUUUUCGCUAUAACCACUAUAUUUGACCAAAUCAAUUAAAUAAAAUGAAUCCCAGCGCUCCAAGUUAUCCGAUGGCCUCACUGUACGUCGGGGAUCUCCACCAGGAUGUGACCGAGGCCAUGCUGUACGAGAAGUUUAGCCCCGCUGGGGCUAUCCUCUCCAUCCGUGUCUGCAGGGAUAUGAUAACCCGUCGUUCCCUUGGAUAUGCCUAUGUCAACUUCCAGCAGCCUGCUGAUGCUGAGCGUGCGCUGGACACCAUGAACUUCGAUGUUAUUAAAGGUAGACCUGUCCGCAUUAUGUGGUCCCAGCGUGAUCCUUCUCUGAGGAAGAGUGGAGUUGGCAACAUCUUCAUCAAGAAUCUGGACAAGUCCAUUGACAACAAAGCUCUCUAUGACACAUUCUCUGCUUUUGGCAACAUCCUAUCUUGCAAGGUGGUUUGUGAUGAGAAUGGCUCGAAGGGCUAUGGCUUUGUGCACUUUGAGACUCAAGAGGCAGCGGAGAGGGCCAUUGAGAAAAUGAAUGGCAUGUUGCUCAAUGAUCGCAAAGUGUUUGUAGGCCGCUUCAAAUCUCGCAAAGAGCGCGAGGCUGAGCUUGGUGCCAGAGCCAAGGAGUUCACCAAUGUUUACAUCAAAAACUUCGGCGAGGACAUGGAUGAUGAGAAACUGAGGGAGAUCUUCAGCAAAUAUGGCAAUUCCAUGAGCAUUCGCGUGAUGACUGAUGAUAGUGGCAAGUCCCGAGGCUUUGGUUUUGUCAGCUUUGAGAGACACGAGGAUGCCCAGAGGGCUGUGGAUGAGAUGAAUGGGAAGGAGAUGAAUGGGAAGCUCAUUUACGUGGGCCGCGCCCAGAAGAAAGUGGAGCGCCAGACGGAGCUCAAGCGCAAGUUUGAGCAGAUGAAGCAGGACCGUAUGACCCGCUAUCAGGGAGUCAACCUUUACGUCAAAAAUCUUGAUGAUGGCAUUGAUGAUGAGCGUCUGCGCAAGGAGUUCUCUCCAUUUGGUACCAUCACCAGUGCCAAGGUCAUGAUGGAGGGUGGCCGCAGCAAAGGCUUUGGUUUUGUGUGUUUCUCCUCUCCUGAGGAGGCCACCAAAGCCGUGACUGAGAUGAACGGGCGCAUUGUGGCCACCAAGCCGCUUUACGUGGCGCUGGCUCAGCGCAAGGAGGAGCGCCAGGCCCACCUCACCAAUCAGUACAUGCAGAGGAUGGCCAGCGUUCGGGCCGUGCCGAAUCCAGUCAUCAACCCUUACCAGCCCGCUCCACCAUCCGGCUAUUUCAUGGCUGCCAUUCCACAGGCCCAGAACAGAGCUGCAUACUACCCCACCAGCCAGCUGGCCCAGCUGAGGCCCAGCCCCCGCUGGACGACACAGGGCGUCAGACCACAGCACUUCCAGAACAUGCCAGGUGCCAUGCGGGCCCAGCCACCACGGCCCCAGACCUUCAGCACCAUGAGGCCAGCCUCCCAGGUGCCUCGCAUGGUGUCCACUCAGCGCGUUGCGUCUAUGGGUCCUCGCCCUGCUACUGCAGCAGCCGCAGCAGCCGCAGCCCCAGUGCGUGGCGUGCCCCAGUACAAGUACGCCCCUGGAGUGCGCAACCCCCAGCAGCACAUGAACACCCAGCCACAGGUUGCCAUGCAACAGCCUGCUGUCCAUGUGCAGGGCCAGGAGCCUCUGACCGCCUCCAUGUUGGCAGCUGCCCCUCCACAGGAGCAGAAGCAGAUGCUGGGUGAGCGUCUCUUCCCACUGAUCCAGAACAUGCACCCAACCCUGGCUGGAAAGAUCACAGGAAUGCUGUUGGAGAUUGAUAACUCUGAGCUGCUCCACAUGUUGGAGUCUCCAGAGUCGCUGCGCUCUAAGGUUGAUGAGGCCGUGGCUGUGCUCCAGGCUCACCAAGCCAAAGAGGCUGCUCAGAAGAAUGUGCCCAACUCUGCUGGUGUCCCAAGUGUCUAAGCCAAGGAAUGGGGAACCUUGAAACUUGCUUCACCGAGGAAAAUAAAAAAUUAAACAUUGAAAAAAUGAAAACACACAAAACAUUGCAAAAAGAUCUUAAAACAUUUUAAAAAAAGGAAAGGAAACUAGGUCAGCCAGGUCUGGAGAUGAGAACGCUAGGCCUUGUUUAUUUUAAAAAAUGGAGAAAAAAAAGAGAAAAAAUUUUAAAACAUAAAAAAUGUAAAAUCUGCGGUUAAAAAUAUUCCAGAAAAUGGGUUUGUGACCCGAAAGCAUUCCUUCCUUGUUUUAUUCCUUUUACUUUGUGAAGGCCAAGAGUUUUGGCUCUGAGUGGACAGGAGAGGGCUGAGAACUUGGCAUUGUGAAGUUUCUCUUGAAUUAAAAAUUUGCUUGCUGAAAUAAAAACCUAUUAAAACAUA